This is a messenger RNA of Dermacentor silvarum, 1382 nucleotides long. RefSeq lists its product as uncharacterized. The record is from RefSeq and is a predicted model, not a curated record. Lineage: Eukaryota; Metazoa; Arthropoda; Arachnida; Ixodida; Ixodidae. The transcript has a single exon. Gene Ontology annotation, molecular function: RNA-DNA hybrid ribonuclease activity; nucleic acid binding. The annotation marks the transcript as partial.
UCGAUGGACGCAACAUACCCGAGAAAACGACUGUACGGAUUCUAGGGAUGUGGCUCCAAUCCAAUCACAGAUGUCAACAUGCCCUCGCCCUCCUCAAAACAACGGCCCAACAAAUCGCCCGAAUGAUAGCGCGAGUCACAAGCAGAAGAAGGGGCAUGAAGGAGGGAGACACACUCCGCCUAGUAAGGAGCCUAGUAGUCAGCAGGGUAACAUACAGUCUACCCUACUACAACCUAACUAAAGCGGAGAAGGAAAAAGCAGAUGUAAUCAUAAAAAUGGCGUACAAAACUGCCCUACGCCUACCAAAGAACACUCCAAAUGAGAAACUUCUGGCCCUAGGACUUCAUAACACCUUUGAAGAACUAGCCGAAGCUCAACUCAUCUCGCAGAAAAACCGGCUCCUCCAAACACCCACAGGCAGGAGCGUGCUUGAGAGACUUGGUUACAAUGCCCAACUCCAAGCCCACAAACAAACACAAGAAAUACCGCGCACCAUCAGAAGCUGGUACCAGGUAACCCCGCUUCCCAAAAACAUGGACCCGAACCUCCACCCCGGCAGGAGGCAGGCAAGGGCCCAAUACAUCGAAAGGAAAUUCGGCUUCAUGAAUGCAGCACGAUUUACCGACGCCGCACUCUACACAGGCAACGCUAAGAAAGCAGUAGCAGUGGUGACUGACUGCAGAGGAACAAUAACCUCCAGCGGGUCGAUAUCCCCCAGCUCCAUCACGGAAGCGGAGGAAGUCGCCAUCGCACUCGCUAUCCAAGAGGGAAGGAAAUCAAUGAAAUCGCUGACAAUCCUAACAGAUUCGCAAACAGCAUGCAGGAAUUUCCAAAGAGGAAGGGUUGGUACGAACUCACACCGAAUUCUCACCAAACUCAAAGAAGAAUGCCAAAAAGAAUUUAUCCAAACGAUUACAUGGGUACCGGGACACGAAGGGAUCACAGGGAAUCUACAUGCGGAUAGAGCAGCCCGAGGAUACGCUAACUACCGGGCCCUCAACACAUCCGCUGUACAGGAGCUAACGCCCAUCGAUCCCGAUUACUCGACUAUAUUAAACUACUAUAGAGGGAAUCGUAUGCUCUACCCACCGCCCCACAGAAAACUAAAGACUGAAGAGGCCACCGAUCUGCGUAGGCUACAGACAGGCACCUUCGUCAGCUUACAUAAACUACACAAGAUACACCCCUCAGCCUUUAGAGACAUGUGCCCAUGGUGCGGGUCAACACCAACCCUGUACCACAUAACAUGGGAGUGUACAUCACACAACAUCGAACCACACAUACCAAAUCCAAAUAGAGAUCAGUGGGAGGCACUGCUGGCCAGCUCAGACCUAGAGGACCAGAUCCUCCUGGUCAGAAGAGCUAACAGGCUUGCGGAAGCC